UCUCUUGUGAGAAUAUAUUGGAUGUUUUUAUAAUGGUAUAUUAGUUGGGUAAAUAUACUUUAGGUCUUGAAUUGAAUAUAAUUAAUCUCUUCUUUAGCAAAGAUACAGUAACAUACCUCGUAGUUAAGAUUUAAACCACAUAUUUGGACAUAAAGUAUUAAUUUUACUAACCACUAAUCAGGGUUUAUUGGAGAAAAUAAACUCUAAUUCCAGCUAACCAUCAUAAACUUUAUUGUACUUACUGUACUGUAACUUAUCUGCUUUGUCUCUAACUCUAUAAAUAUGUGUCAUCCAACUUGCUAUCCUCUCACAAAUCAUAAGUUUGAACUCCAGACAGUUCUUUCAGCUUGUUAAGUUCUUUAGUUCUUUAGUUGUCAAAUAUUUGCAUACUGCUUUUGGUAACCUUUUUAAUAUAAACAGUCACAAAACUCAAUAUUUUUAAAAAAUGAACUCCAUGCUUACCUAUCUCUUAAAUCUGCCUCUUUGUUCUGGAUUCACCCAGCAAACCUUCUCUGCACUGACCAUUGUCUUCUUAUCUUUUUUGCUCUAUUUCCUACUGCACUUUUGGUUGAUCCCCGGAGGCUUUGCAUGGCGAAGUUACAACCUAAAUUCUGUCCCUAAACUCAUUGGGCCUUCAGGUUGGCCCUUGUUAGGGUCACUGCCUCAAAUGGGCUCUUUGGCCCAUCGUAAACUAGCCACCAUGGCAACUUCCUUGGGCUGCACUAGGCUCAUGGCAUUGAGUUUGGGCACCACACCUAUGAUCAUUAGUAGCCACCCUGAAACUGCCAAGCAAAUCCUAUGUUCACCUUCAUUUUCAGAUCGUCCCAUAAAAGCCUCAGCUCGUUUGCUAAUGUUUGAACGUGCCAUCGGAUUUGCUCCCCAUGGUACAUACUGGCGCCACCUGAGGAGGAUUGCGGCAAGUUACAUGUUCUCUCCUAGGAGAAUCUCGAGCCUUGAAGAGGUUCGGCAAUGCCUAGCAGAUGCAAUGUUGGAAAAUGUGUCGAAGGAGAUGAAGAGUAGAGGAGUGGUGGAGUUAAGAGGGAUACUACUAGGAGUUUCUUUGAAGAACAUGUUAGAAAGUGUAUUUGGAAGCAACUUGGGUAGUGAAGGGGAGAAGUUAGGCUUGAUGGUCAGGGAGGGUUAUGAGUUGAUUUCCGAGUUCAAUUUGGAGGAUUAUUUCCCUCUAGGUCUCCUGGAUUUUAAUGGAGUGAAAAGGAGAUGUCAUAAGUUGGCUUGCAGGGUGAAUGAACUUCUAGGUAAGUUCAUUGAAGUUAGGAAAAAAGAUGUAAACUUCAAGCAGAGAAAUGACUUCCUAAGUGUGCUGCUAUCAUUGCCUGAUGAUGAACGACUAAGUCAUUCUGAUAUGGUGGCUGUUUUAUGGGAAACAAUCUUUAGAGGAGCUGACACAGUUGCUACACUUCUUGAGUGGAUCAUGGCUAGAAUGGUUCUACACCAAGAUAUCCAAACAAAGGCCCAAGAAGAACUAGACUUGUGCAUUGGGAACAACCAGCGGCAAGUCCAAGAUUCAGAUCUUCAAAACCUUCCCUUCCUUCAAGCUAUAGUCAAGGAGGUCCUUAGGCUUCACCCACCAGGUCCACUACUUUCAUGGGCCCGCUUAGCGAUCCAUGAUGUCCAUGUAGACAAGGUUAAGAUUCCAGCUGGCACAACGGCAAUGGUCAAUAUGUGGGCCAUCACCCAUGAUCCAACUAUAUGGAAUGAUCCAUGGGCAUUCAAGCCAAUGAGGUUCAUCGAUGAGGAUGUUUCGAUCAUGGGCACAGAUUUAAGACUUGCACCAUUUGGAGCAGGUCGAAGGGUAUGCCCAGGAAGGGCAUUGGGCUUGGCCACUGUGCAUUUGUGGUUGGCUCGAAUGCUUCACCAAUUUAAGUGGUUGCCAGCUCAAUUUAAUACUGUGGAUCUCUCGGAGCGUUUAAGGCUUUCACUUGAACUGAAGAAACCACUGGCUUGUUAUGUGGUUCCUCGUAAGACUGGCAUAAAUCUAGCUUAAUUAUCCUAUGAAUUCCAUAAAUGUUUAGAUAGAAUUAGUAACGAGUUAGCAUGAUUAAGAUGGAUAUUAGCUGUAAGAUGUAGCUCAUUAGAGCUCGAAGCUGAUGUCAUUAUCUAGUACUGAAAUCACAAAGAAAGAUCGACUACAUGUCUGAUGAUCUUUGGUUUUCAGUUACUAUAAUUCUGUAACUGAUAACGUUACAUAACAUGUUCUAUGUCAUUAUAGAUGAAUAUAACCAAUAAAAACGUCGUGUUGAUGGUAUAAACGUGCAACAUCCAAUAUAUUGGUUUGAUUUUGAGA
This is a messenger RNA of Beta vulgaris subsp. vulgaris (sugar beet), 2305 nucleotides long. RefSeq names its product cytochrome P450 78A5. Gene Ontology annotation, molecular function: oxidoreductase activity, acting on paired donors, with incorporation or reduction of molecular oxygen; iron ion binding; monooxygenase activity. The coding region runs from base 446 to 2005 and encodes 519 amino acids. The transcript is spliced from 2 exons. The record is from RefSeq and is a predicted model, not a curated record. NCBI's taxonomy places the organism in Eukaryota, Viridiplantae, Streptophyta, Magnoliopsida, Caryophyllales, Amaranthaceae.